AUGGACGGAACACGUGAGUCUGCACGAUGGUACUUUGCCUAUGGCUCGAACAUGUCGGCGACUGUCUUCAAGACGAACCGGAAGAUUCAGCCGUUGGAGACGGAGGUCGCAUGCAUCAAGAGCCAUACUCUUUGCUUCAAUAUCCCAGGCGUCCCUUAUACAGAGCCAGGCAUGGGAGGCAUUCGAGCGAUCAAAGAGGAUGAAAAGGAUGUAGGCUUUGGUCCGGUGUAUGGAGUCGCGUACUUGCUGAGCGACAACGAGUUUGGGCGAGUUAUUGCCAGUGAAGGGUCCGUGCACCAUACGCGACCUCUUCCACCACGCGUCUGCUCCUCCGAUCCCUAUAUCAAUACUGAUUCUUCAUCCAGUGGUGGUAUCGCCUAUAAAGUGACCAAGACUGUAGCGACCUUUGAGAAAGACAACACUACGGCCAUCGUUUACACACUAACCGGGCGUCACGACCUUGACGCUUCUUAUGACCGAUUACCUUCAUAUCGAUACAUGAGCCUCCUGAUACGUGGUGCUCAUGAGCUCUCCCUUCCCCCGUCUUACCAAGAAAAGCUCGUCGCGCAGCCCACAUUCAACCCCCCUCAAACCCUCCGAUACUCCCUCGGCAAGCGGUCCUUUGACGCACUUUGGAAGCGAGUACAAUACUGCAUAAUACGAGGUGUACGUCAAUUCAAGUCGGAUGAUGGACAUGUUCCUGGUUGGUUCCUCAAAGGAUUUGACUGCCUCAUGUGGACUAUGUGGCUGCAUCACGACUACGUGCAUAGCAAAAUAUGGGGACGAGGCGAUAGACGAUGA
Molecule: messenger RNA, 801 nt
Organism: Mytilinidion resinicola
Lineage: Eukaryota; Fungi; Ascomycota; Dothideomycetes; Mytilinidiales; Mytilinidiaceae
Exons: 2
Coding region: 1-801 (266 amino acids)
Molecular function (GO): gamma-glutamylcyclotransferase activity
Source: RefSeq, a predicted model, not a curated record